GCUCUAGAGAUACCAACUGGGUUCUCACAGCAUCUGAGAUCUGAGCGCCUCACCAGAGCAAGUCAAGAUGAGUGUCCAGAACCCAUCCAGACUCCUGGACCUGGCAGGAAAGCACCUGCUGAGGGAUGAUGCUUUGGCCUUUUCUGCUCUGGAGGAUCUGCCCACAGAGCUCUUUCCACCCCUCUUCAUGGAGGCAUUCCACGGGAGACACAUUGAGACCCUGAAGGCCAUGGUGCAAGCCUGGCCGUUUGUCUGCCUGCCUCUGGGAGGCUUGAUUGACAUGCCUCAUAUGGGACCUUUACAAGCAGUGCUGGAAGCACUUGAUGGUUUGCUAGCCCAGAAGGUUCGUUCCAGGAGGUGCAAACUGCGGGUGCUAGAUUUACGGAAUACUGGCCAGAACUUCUGGAGCAUGUGGUCUGGAGCCAGCAGUUAUGAGUGCUCAAGCUCAAGAAUGGCACCAGUGGCUGAGCAGAGCUCAACGGCAAAGCAGCACUUGGCUCCACUGAAGAUUUUUAUAGACCUUUGCCUGAAGAAAAGGACCCUGGAUAACUUUCUCACCUACCUUCUUAGGUGGGUGGAGCAGAGAAAAGCCUCUGUACAUCUCUGCUGUAAAAAGCUGAAGAUCUCUGCAAUGCCAAUGGACAAUGUUGUGAAGGUCCUGAGCAUGGUGCAGCUGGACUGUAUCCAGGAGGUGCAAGUGAAUUGGAUUUGGCAUCUGUCCACCCUGGCCACGUUUGCGUCUUUCCUAGGAAAGAUGAGUAACUUGCAGAGACUCUGUCUCUCCCCCAUCCACCUGUCUGCCCUCACGAAGCAGGAGCAGGAUCACCUUGUCCAAAUUACCUGUCAGUUCCUGAGGCUUGGCCAACUCCAGGAUCUCCAUCUGGACUAUCCCUCCUUCCUUGAAGGCUUCCUGGACCAGAUGCUCAGGUGCCUGAAGUCCCCCUUGAGCAACCUGUCAAUAACCAACUGCUGGCUUACAGAAUCAGACUUGACCUACCUGUCCCAGAGCCCAAACAUCAGUCAGCUAAAGGGCCUAGAUCUGAGUGGUGUCACCAUGACUGACUUUAAUCCUGAGAUCCUCCACAUUCUGCUGGAGAAAGUUGAAGCCACCCUCCAGGAACUGGACUUAGAUCUGUGUGGGAUCACGGACUCCCAGCUGGAGGCCAUCUUGCCUGCCCUAAGCCGCUGCUCCCAGCUCAGGUACUUCAGCCUGUGUGAGAACUUCCUGUCCAUGGCCGUCAUGGAGAAGCUGCUGCGACACACCGCUGGGCUGCCCUGCUUAACGCAAGAGCGUUAUCCUGCCCCUCAGGAGAGUUACAGAUCUCAGGGUGUUCUCUUGGAAGCGAGACUUGCCCAGCUUCGGGCUCAGCUAUUGGAGGUUCUGAGAGACUUAGGGCGUCCCAGGAUCAUCUGGAUUAGCCCCAGCCCCUGUCUUCACUGUGGUGAGAACAUAUGCUAUCAUUUGGAGCCCAUUGUAUACAGAUGUACUGCCCCUGCCUAGAGAGUUGCCUCUAUUAAAGGCUUUCUUCUGGGCACUUGGUAACUGAAAUCUAGAACAUGAGGACAUCAGGAAGGGACAAGAGAGCUGUGGUUUCAGACAUCUUCUCAAUGUGAAUGGGAAAAGGAAAGGCGAUAUGGAGGGGGGGAUUCAGUAUUGCAGGGGGAAAUGUAGACUCUGGAAGGGAUGGAACUUUCAGGGACAUGGGCUUCUAGAAUCUGAAAUAUGAACCUAGGCGAAUACAUGCUUGAGCCCCACAUGUUUCAGUUAUCCCUGGGGGAGAUGGAUGUACAGAAAUGGUCAAGAAUAAAGAUACUUUCCUGGUGACCUAAAUAGGAAGGAAAUUUAAAAUGAGAGUAGAUACAUGUAUAGAUAUGAUUCACUUUGUUGUAUAGCAAGAAACUAAAGGGACAUUGUAAAGAAAUCCUACUCCAAUAAAAAUUAAUUAUAAAUAAAUAAAGAGAUGCUUAUUGAAAACCA
Bubalus bubalis (water buffalo) is the source of this 1978-nucleotide messenger RNA. RefSeq names its product PRAME family member 12-like. The record is from RefSeq and is a predicted model, not a curated record. Gene Ontology annotation, cellular component: cytoplasm. Lineage: Eukaryota; Metazoa; Chordata; Mammalia; Artiodactyla; Bovidae. The transcript has 4 exons. The coding region runs from base 68 to 1501 and encodes 477 amino acids. Gene Ontology annotation, biological process: positive regulation of cell population proliferation; negative regulation of DNA-templated transcription; negative regulation of cell differentiation.